UUUCAAACACCAUGGCUUCCGACUCCCGAGGGUGUGACCCGGGAGCCUGCUGGGCAGCCAUUCUCGCCUGUGACUAGCCGCCUGGUUGCGAAAGCAAACAUGCCAAAGUCCAGCUUCAAGCUUCUCUACCUAAUCUCCGUCUAACGAUAGCAGAGAAGCCAAGAUGGCGUAUGGCGAUUGGAAUGGCAACCCAACCACGACUCUCGUCGCCAUUGCCCUGGUUGUGUGCUUUUGCUGGGUCCCGGUCCUUGCCGUUCUCAGCAUUUUUAGGAAAUGCCGAGUUCGUUUUCGUGCCUACUUUGAGGAGCGGGGGUGGGUUGCCCCAGUCCCGGACGAGGAGAAGCGUCUCGCCCGCCAGCAGAAGGCACCCGAAAUUCGCAUGCCCCCGCCCGUUCAUAACCGUAGGAGCCAUCAGAGAUCCUAUUCAGCCCUAACCUACAACUCGGCCGCUAGCAACGAGACGCUGAGGAGGGUAGACACCGCCUCGAGCUGGGAACCCAUUAGGCGUUUUGACUCGGCCUCGAGUUGGGACCCAGUCCGGCGCUUCGAUCCCACGGGGGCUGGUUCACCCCCGUCGAUAGCGCCCUCGAUGGCCAGGAAUAAUUCUCUACGAUCCAACUUCUCUCGGCCCACACAGAGCCGAGAAGCCUCGGUGCGGUCCGUCUCGAGUACAACGACGCUUGCGGUGGCCGGUGUCCAGGGCCGUACUCGAAGGCCAUCCACUUCGAAUGGCCCCCCUGUCUUCUUCCAAACCGAGACUGCCUACUACGACACCACCCCACUACCAACACAGAUGCCGAGCAAUAUCAAGUCUGGCUAUGCCAAGUCUUUUACGGGCAGGUCACACGCCAGCGGGUCGCCCAGCGCUUCAUCGCCGAACCGUCGAGGAACAUCCCUCGAUACGGCAAGGUCACCUACACCGGCGCGAAGUCCGGAGCAGCCUCAAAGGCGGCGGGCUAGGACUAACGAGGAGCCCUGGUGGGAGAAUCGGCCCCAAGAAGCCCAUCCAUUUGGGCCCAUGCCACGGGUGCCUCCGAGAAGAGGGUCACUUAAUGCCACACGGGCCCCGGAGCGUCCUUGUUGGCUGGACAUGCCAUAUGCAAUGUGAAACAAGAAAAUAAAUAAAAUGCCCGGUACAAUUUCUUGCCGUCCGGCCAUCCCACCCCCCCUCCCCCUCUUCUGGGCCCUGAUAUCUGGUA
Molecule: messenger RNA, 1199 nt
Organism: Lasiosphaeria miniovina
Lineage: Eukaryota; Fungi; Ascomycota; Sordariomycetes; Sordariales; Lasiosphaeriaceae
Exons: 2
Coding region: 164-1108 (314 amino acids)
Source: RefSeq, a predicted model, not a curated record